Molecule: messenger RNA, 2721 nt
Organism: Caenorhabditis remanei
Lineage: Eukaryota; Metazoa; Nematoda; Chromadorea; Rhabditida; Rhabditidae
Exons: 10
Coding region: 1-2721 (906 amino acids)
Biological process (GO): cell surface receptor signaling pathway via JAK-STAT; defense response; regulation of cell population proliferation
Molecular function (GO): RNA polymerase II cis-regulatory region sequence-specific DNA binding; DNA-binding transcription factor activity, RNA polymerase II-specific
Source: RefSeq, a predicted model, not a curated record
AUGACAUCACCAAUCAAAACGAUUUCUCCAUUCUCCACAGUGGAACAUUAUCAGAAGAUUAUUUAUGAGUUGCUGUUACAACUCUCAAAAGACCCACAAAAUGCUGUUGAAGUGGCAAAUGUUGAGAAUAACAUUGCGAUCCUGAGGAACCACGUGGAACAGAUUAUGGAGAAACGACUAGAAGCUCUUCCAACAGCUGACAUCACAGAUGAUGAAUUCGAAGACGAAUGGGUGAUACUCGCAUGGGGUCUAUUGACUUCUCUCACUCGUCUUCCAGCUGAAAUUGUGGAACAAGGCAUCACUCAAAGUUUCAACCAUCUUCUUGUUCGUCUUGUCAAUAUUGCUCGUCCAAUGAGAAUUCCAAAAGUUUGUGCAGAAGCAAAGCAGUGGUGGAAUCAAUUUCAUGAGUUAUACAACAGUUCUCUUCAUUAUUUACACGGAUUAUAUUCUCAAUUGGAUAAUCCAAAUUGUAAUAUUGAAAUCAAGAUGAGAGCUUAUUUCACUAGACAGCUUCAACCAUGUCUAGCAGCAUUUCGCAGAAGUUGUGCUGAAAAUACACCAGGAUAUCAGUCGAAUCUUCGAAGAGUUCAAGUGGAAAAACUGUCAAAUCAAGAGAAAUUCUCAGAGAAAGAAUGCUAUGAUAUCAGAAGAUAUUAUUCUGGAUUAGCAUACACUUUGGGUCUUCUAGCUGUAAGAAUUCAAGGAUUUCGAUAUGAAUGUCAGACAUGCUCACAAAAUACAUAUGCAACACCAGAUACGUUAUGGCAGUUAUUGAACGAAGUAUUCCUCACUUAUGAAUAUGUUUUGAAUGAUGCGUUGAUGUGUAAUGAGCCAAAUAACUCACCAAUUAUGGUGACUAAUAAUCUGUUCACGUUCACGUGUCAUACGUUGUGUAGGACACUUGUAUAUCGAGCAUUUGAUAUUCAAAUAGUGAGUGAAGAGACAGCGUAUUCAAUUCAAGAUGAAAUAAUUCAAUGUCGAAAAGGAACAAGUACUCCAAAAGAGCCAAGAGUGUUCCCAUCAGCUGCUUUAAUUGCAAUGAAACCAACGACUGGAGUGAAGAGGAAUAAUGCAACUGCGAAUCAAAAAGGGACUGGUGGAAACACUGCACAUAAGAAAUCAGAUGUGAAUAGUCAAGAAUACGUUACGAUUCCUCCAACAUUCAGUGAAAAUUCCAAUGCUUGGCAGACAACUUAUCCACAUUUAUUAUGUACAACAAGACAGAAAGAUGCAGUACUUCUCGAUAGUAAAGCUGGAGCAACUGGAAAACGACCACUAUUUUAUUUCUAUAUUCGUGCAAAAACAUGGUCUCCAACUGGUGAUUACAUUUAUGUUCGAACACUAUCACUUCCAUUUACAAUCAGUACGAGAAGAAAUCAAGAUUGUCAAGUUCAAAGAAUGAAUUCUUCAUAUACGGCAACUUGUUUCUGGAUGUAUGGAACAUGUUCAAUCAAUGGAUUAUUGCUGAAUUGGAGUGAGAAACCACUAACAUGGACUCAAUUUAAAAAUUUGACUCGACGCUAUUUCAUGGUAAACGGAGAAGUGAAUAGAACGAUGGAGGAAUCAGAUUAUGCGCUUCUUGAAGAUAAAAUGCAUUGUGAACAAUGCGGAGAUGAUUCGAAUGAUUUCGAUGGUCAACCAGGAGAAGAUUGCAUCAGUUUCAAGAAUAUUCUAUGCUCUCAUUUGAGAUUUGAUACUGAUACAGUCCAGAUGAGAUUUAGUGUUUGGAGAGGAAUUCUCGAAGUUCUCCAGAUAUUUCAAGAUCCGAAAGCAGCUGUUAAGACUCUAUGGGAGCAUUAUUUGAUGCAUGGUUUCUUGGAUACACAGUCAGUUGUUAAUCUUCUGAUGCCACGUCAUAAUUGUAUGGUCAUUCGAUUAACAUAUAUUCUGGGUGGAAGUGUUUGUGUCAGUUAUCGUAAUCUUUGCGGAGAGAUAAUUCAUUUGGAACCAUUGGAGUUGAAAAAGCUACAAGCAAAAAGCAUUCUGGAAUAUAUUUCAGAUAUUGCAGAAACAGCAAAAAUUGACUACCUUCUCACCUAUAAUCUGGAAUAUAUGCCAGUCUCAAGUGUAAUUGAAAAAUUUUUCCCAGUGGAUGAAGUGAAAAGAGUCAGAGGAGUCGCAUCGAAUAUAACUGAUAAAGGACCAUUGAAUCAUGUGACACAUGUGAAAUUCACUCCGCUUCGAGUUGCAGUCGUCGCCUGUCGUGAACAGACACCUCGACCAUCUCCACGUCCAUCUGAAUCUCAUGACAUUCCAUGUUCAUCUGCAUCGACUUCUACCCCAUCCGAUUGUCUUUUCGCUGCUCCAAAUUUAAUAAGAAGAUACGAUAAUCAUCAGAAUCAGAAUCAUGAUCCUAUUCUGUCAAUGAUGAUGACGUCAACAUCUUCAUCCACGUCAUCUUCAACAGAAACUACACCGACAAUGAUGACUCCAGGUCCGACGGAUCAAUCAUUUGAAAAUCAACUGGAAGCACUCAUGAAACAUUACGGGAAAACACCGCAAGAGGUUUGUGAGAUUGUUUCUUUCGCUGCGAGACCCAAUCACACCCAUCAUCACAAUCAUCCCUUACUGCUACCGCCUAACACAAGUCUCCGUUCUCCAUCUCUUGGUCAACAUCAUAAUUCAAAUUUUGAAGAUUUGAUGGACGAUCUGAACAACCCGAAUGGUGAUUACAUGUCAUCUUUGGAUUUCUCACAUACUAAUCAUUUUCUACGCGUUUAG